CCUCGGUCCAAUAUUUCACUAUAUUGCCCUUUGAAAUUACGUUAUUGUCCUAAUAUCACUCGGUCAAUAAUUAAACUGUUGUAUAGACCGCUGUUUGACCAAUUCUCCUUUUUCGCAGUUCGCUCUUUAAUCGAGAAGGUACGAAAAUAUGUUCCCCAAAUGGACAAAAUUUGAGGAUUUAAACUGCGUUGCUUGAGUCUACAAUAACUGCAUUUAAGUGCAAUUGAUAGAUGAACAAAAGCUUUAUCAUUGAAUUAAUGAUUUGACAAGAUAGAAGCACGAAUUGUUCUACACAUCAUCGUUUAAUAGCAAAUUAAAUGUCAAACGUGGCAUCCAAAAGUGUUUCAAUAAGUACUUCCUCAUCUACACUUAAUGAAGUUGAUGAUGAUGAAUCAAAAAACACUUUUAAUUUACGACAUCCAAAUAUCUAUUUCCAUGUUUCUGUUUCAUUUUCGAAUAAUAAUAUUUUUCCGUUUUGUUUCAUAGAGCUGUUUCGAUUAGGUCGAUCUGUUAAGAAAAUGUUGCGGAUCAUAUGUUGCAACGAUAUUUGCGUAUCAAAAUGGAAAAUUAAACACAUCAUAUUGUACAUUGAUGAGCUAGGUAUUAAUGUGCCAUUUGGACCGAAUGUUUAUCCAUAUAUUAGACCAGCCCCUGGAGAAUAACUCCCUUGUUGAGUAUUAACCAAUAACAAUGGUGGAUAUGGGGGGCUUACUAUAGGAGAAAAAAUGAGGCUUGACCAAAUUUGCUUCUCCAGGGAUAAACUGGACGAUUCCGGAAAAACACCGACCUUUAAUUGGGCAUUAUUUUUCAAUUUUGGGGCCUAUUUUUACAAAAAAUUGAAUUUUUUUGGCCUCCAUCCUCUUGAUUUUCCGAUCUGCCCCUAAAUA
Owenia fusiformis is the source of this 887-nucleotide messenger RNA. The record is from the annotation of a GenBank genome assembly. Lineage: Eukaryota; Metazoa; Annelida; Polychaeta; Sabellida; Oweniidae.